AUGACAAUCAAGUGGGAAGAAGAAGUGGAGAAGCGACUCUUGGAUUAUAUGAGUCACUCAUCCACAACUGGAAACGAAGCAAAGUUUGCCGAAGUUGUGGCAAAAGACUUGGAGGAUAACGGUUGGACUGUUCAAAAGCAGUUCAUCCCGGACACAGAUCGGUUCAAUGUGUACGCCACAUUUCGAAACUCAGACCCAAAAUAUGUCAAAGUGCUAUUAAACACUCAUCUGGACACAGUUCCUCCGUACUUUCCACCCACCCAGGACGACAAGAACAUCUAUGGAAACGGGUCGAAUGAUGCUAAAGGACAAUUGGCUGCAAUGGUCACAGCCGCCACCAUUAUUUCAAACACCGACGAGGAUGUUGCAAGGGCAUUAGGAUUACUUUUUGUGGUCGGAGAGGAACUUGACCAUGUUGGAAUGAUUGAGGCAAACAAACUUGGUAUCCUUCCAGACUACUUGCUGGUUGGAGAACCCACAGAGUUGAAGUUUGGAACUAUUCAGAAAGGAGCUCUGAAGGUUAAAUUAACCGUAACCGGCCAAGCUGGACAUUCCGGUUAUCCAGAUUCUGGAACAAGUGCCAUUCACAAAAUGGUGGAAGUGCUAAAUGACGUUUUGAAGUUUGAAUGGCCAUCUGACAAGACCUAUGGGUCUACCACUCUCAACGUUGGAAAAAUAGCUGGUGGUCAAGCGUUGAAUGCGUGGGCGGCUCAAUGUGAUGCUGAUAUAUUCUUCCGUGUCGUUACUUCGGUCAAAAAUAUUGAAGAACUACUGAACAAGGUUGUUGAUGGCCGUGCUGAGGUUACUCUUCUGAGUUCCAACGACCCUGUGAUCCUGGAUGUUCCACCUAUUGAAGCAGAAACCGAUCAAGUGUCAUUCAAUACUGAUAUUGCUUACUUUGACGCGAAGGACAAGGUUAAGGCAAAAUAUCUGUUUGGAGGAGGCUCUAUCAAGAAUGCCCAUUCGAAAAAUGAAUUCAUUCCAAAAGAUGAACUACACAAGUGCACUUCUACUUUGGUCAAGCUUGUUCAUAAUUUGUAUUCCCAUCAUUAA
Molecule: messenger RNA, 1053 nt
Organism: Caenorhabditis remanei
Lineage: Eukaryota; Metazoa; Nematoda; Chromadorea; Rhabditida; Rhabditidae
Exons: 7
Coding region: 1-1053 (350 amino acids)
Molecular function (GO): hydrolase activity
Source: RefSeq, a predicted model, not a curated record